ACUACCGACACACUAUCUGCUUGGAUAACCAAUAAAAAAUAACAUAUAUCUAACAGGAAAGAUAACUUCCGCCUCGAGUUAAGACCACGUGCUCUUUCUUAUCUCAUGCUGGUAUAACUAACUCGUUCCUGUUUUCAGAAUUGCAAAGAGAGAUGCAGAAUCGAUGUAGAAUAAUAGCGUCAACUGAUCUAUGCCAAUCGUGGUUUCCUUCGAUUUUGAUCAUACAAGAAUCAUACGUACACUUGUCAGCUUUCACUCUUGAAAAGGAAAAAAUCACUCUCUCGCCCACGAAAACUGGAGCGUACUGUGUGUCGAAGGCUGCAUGUAGUACAAUGGUCGAUCCUGUGUCUCGACGACUCGAUGAUGAAAAUCUCAAUAAACAACAACAAGUAUCGCUACGCGUCUGCCUGUCGAGUUUGACGUCUCUCGCGCGCCCUCGCGCGCGCAUGCGUCUCUGCGCCCUUUUCAAAACACUUAACUCCCAAACGAUUCACCGACCAAUCGGAGGCCCGCGCAACUCGCUUGUACACUUGCUGCACUUCCUGAAACUGUCAAGAAGACGCGAGAGCGAGGAGUGACGCGAACGAGAUAUCUAUAUAGAAAAGAAAAGAGGAAGGACGCAGUUGCGGUUGGUUGCGAAGCGGCUGGUUACGAGCGUAUGUAAACUCAACCGUGACGAGGCAAGCUUUCAUCCACCGAAAUUACUCGUGUUCGUACUUUCUUACUGUGAUCCGUGCGAUCGUGGGUGCAUUCGGCUGUGUAUACGUGAAAGGGAUCGUCGUUGUGUAGUUUGCGAUGCAAGUUUCGGUGGUGCUCAUACUAAAAAAAUUUUGGUAAGACUUCGAAGAAACUGACAGUCGUGACAACAUGGCCUUUGCAAGUCAACAGCUAGCAGCUAAUCCUUGUCUAGAUGCCAAUGUAUCACUUGGAGUAGACCAAGCAUGUUUCAGCAUCAUAAAUAAAUACAACAUAUCUAUCACAUUGUUUUCCUAUUUGACAGAAUGUUACUUGUGCAACGGAGUACCAAGAGCGGUCUUACCAGCAAACACGAAUACUACAUUGGUUAUACCUACAAAAUAUCCUCUGCAUGUGUUUUAUAAAAAUAGAUAUGAGAUUUGUCACACCACGUACAAUUUUAAAGAACAUGGAAGUUACGGAUGGAAUAUUUCCCAGGAAGAUCUAUGCUCGCAUAUUUACAUGAUUCACGAACCAAUAAACAGUUAUCUCCCAAUAUUUGUAGCUUUUAUGGUGUUUGCUCUCUUGUGGAUCUUAUUUGCAACAUGCAAAGUGAUUGUACGUGUAAUAAAAGGAAAAUUGUCGCCCGACAGCGUGCACGAUGACUUGGACAGACUCCAAGAAGCGGAGACGUCGAACCCGGUGAUCAGAACAAGCAGAGUUAGUACCAGAAUCCGCUCAGUCGACACAUUCCGAGGGAUCGCUAUAUUACUGAUGAUAUUCGUUAACAACGGCGGUGGCCAGUAUGUGUUCUUCAAUCACAGCGUUUGGAACGGCCUGACCGUGGCGGACCUGAUGCUACCCUGGUUUGCAUGGAUCAUGGGAUUGUCAAUUACCAUAUCGAAACGGUCGGAACUUCGCGUAUCGAAUUCACGCGGCAAGAUUAUCUUACGUUGCUUGCAGCGCGCAUUUAUCCUCAUACUUCUGGGACUGAUGUUGAAUUCGAUUUACACGAAGUCGUUGAAGGACCUCCGGUUUCCGGGUGUUCUUCAAUUGCUGGCUGUUUCGUACUUCGUAUGCGCUACCGUCGAGACUAUAUUCAUGAAGGCGCACUCUCAGGACGACUUGUUGCAGUUCGGUCGAUUCACAGUAUUGCGAGACAUUCUGGACAGUUGGGCGCAAUGGGUCAUUAUCUUAGCGAUCGCGACGACGCAUACUCUGAUCACUUUUCUCAUGCCUGUACCGGAUUGUCCGAAAGGAUACUUAGGGCCAGGCGGUUACCACAAUUUCGGAAAGAAUGUUAACUGUACUGGAGGUGCAGCUGGUUACAUAGACAGACUCGUUUUCGGUAGUCACAUGUAUCAUCACACAAACAAUCCUGUGUAUGGUACCAUUUUACCUCAUGAUCCUGAAGGAAUAAUGAAUACCAUAUCUAUAAUAUUAGUUGUGUACAUGGGAGUGCACGCUGGGAAAAUCUUGCUGCUCUAUUACCAGUGCAAUGCAAGAGUAGUCCGUUGGCUGCUAUGGUCAGGUCUCACGGGUCUUAUCGCUGGAAUACUGUGUCAUUUUGACAAAGAAUCUGGAGUGAUACCGGUCAGCAAGAAAAUGAUGUCGCUUUCGUUUGUUCUCACUGUUUCCUGUUUUGCGUUUUUAUUAUAUGCGAUUUUACAUUUCUUCGUUGAUUACAAACAAUACUGGAGUGGAGCUCCAUUUAUUUAUGCAGGUUUAAAUCCAAUCACACUUUAUAUUGGUCAUACCAUUACCAAGGGCUUAUUCCCAUGGGCAUGGAAAUUGGCUCAUGCUACACAUUGGUCGCUACUCGCUAUGAACCUGUGGACUACAAUUUUAUGGGGUGUUAUUGCAUAUUGGCUUUAUCUGAAGGACGUUAUCAUAUCCAUUUAAAGUUAUUCUCGAAGUAGCACUGUUAUAUAUUGACAGGUAUUGUUGUAUAAUUAUAUUCCAGCGUGGAAUUAAAGAAAUCAUUGCAUAUUGUGAUAUUGCGUAAACAUAUGCUUAUAAAGCUAAAAGAAACGUUAACUUCGGAAGCAGAUAUCUCCGAGCCUUUGCGAUGGGAGAAAUAACGAAACUAAAUGAGAAGUGUAGCUCUAUGGCACGCAAUUUGUGUAAAUGUUCCUUGACGAAUUUUGUAAAAUUAUACAAGUUGCAAUUCAUUUUAAUCAUCACCAUGUACUAAUUUUCUAAAUAAUCAAUACGUUUUGUAAAACUCA
Odontomachus brunneus is the source of this 2903-nucleotide messenger RNA. RefSeq names its product heparan-alpha-glucosaminide N-acetyltransferase-like. The record is from RefSeq and is a predicted model, not a curated record. Bases 868 to 2577 code for a protein of 569 amino acids. Lineage: Eukaryota; Metazoa; Arthropoda; Insecta; Hymenoptera; Formicidae. The transcript has 13 exons.